Molecule: messenger RNA, 2164 nt
Organism: Tetranychus urticae (two-spotted spider mite)
Lineage: Eukaryota; Metazoa; Arthropoda; Arachnida; Trombidiformes; Tetranychidae
Product: ectonucleoside triphosphate diphosphohydrolase 7
Biological process (GO): UDP catabolic process; CTP metabolic process
Cellular component (GO): membrane; Golgi apparatus
Molecular function (GO): ribonucleoside triphosphate phosphatase activity; UDP phosphatase activity; GDP phosphatase activity
Source: RefSeq, a predicted model, not a curated record
GAUGGUUGGUUAAAAUAAACCUGGUUAACGUAAUAGAUUUUGUUAUCUUCAACAUUUUGUCACAACUGUUGACAUCGACCAGCUAUCUGCAACAGUAAAUCAUCAUUAGUAAAUCAUAAAUUGUAAUUCAUUAACAUAACCAUCAUCAUCAUCAAAGUAAAUAUGUGAUAAAAUGGUAAUUAAUUGUAGAUAUAAUUAUAUUCGGCUGCUUCAACGCCUGUUUUUCACUGGUAAAAUUAGAUUCAUUCUAAUUCUAAUACUUAUAGGAUUUGUUUUAAUUUAUUUAGUAAAAGCUUUUCAAAAUGAAGACACAUCGAAUCAUUUCAAUCUUAAUAGUUUUGAAUUUGAAGAUUUAUCAUCUUCAUCGCCUGAAAACCAAAAUUAUGCAGUAUUAAUUGACGCUGGGUCGAGCGGCAGUCGUGUUCAUUUGUACACUUGGCCACCACAAUCAAGUGAUGGUCGACGAUUGUUAAGGAUAAAAAUGAUGAAAGACAAAUUAGGUAAAGAUUUGUACAAAAAGAUUACUCCAGGACUAUCAUCGUUUUCAGUUAAUCCUCAAGAUGCCUAUAAUUAUAUUUAUCCAUUACUGGAGUUUGCCAAUAAUAAUGUUCCGUCAUUUAAACAUAAGGAAACACCUUUGUACAUAUUUGCUACUGCCGGGAUGAGAUUAUUAUCUAAAGAAUCACAGGAUGCCAUUUUAACUAAUUUAAGAAAUCGUAUCAAGUCUAACAGUAGUUUCUCAUUCAAUCCUGCCAAUGUUCAAGUGAUUUCUGGUAAAGAAGAAGGAAUUUAUUCCUGGAUUUCUGUUAACUACUUGCUUGGACGAUUUGAUCACUCUAUGACCUCUGGAGUCGCCAAAUCUUUAGUGGCUAUUAAUCUUGGUAAUGGUAUAACUACUCGCCCAAGAACUGUUGGGAUGCUUGAAAUGGGUGGAGCAUCUGUUCAAAUAGCAUUUGAAAUCACGUCCAAAUAUGAAUUAGAGGAAAUUCGACGUCGAAGAGGUGUUAAAAGUCAAGAAGAAAUGAAGGAUGUUCUUGCUCAAUUUAAUCUUGGAUGUUAUUCACAUGAUAGUGAUCACAGUUACCUUUUAUAUGUUACAACUUACCUUGGAUUAGGUGCCAAUGUUGCUAAAGAUUCAUAUUUAAAUUAUAUAUUAGAUCAACAGCUCAAGUACAACAAAGAACCAAUCGUCAAUAAUUUUAAAAGUCUGAGCAAUACAACAAAUCAAAGUUAUAAUAAUCUUCCGUCGUCAAUCGGAGCAGAAGCUGUAAGAAUAAAUGAACCAACACCUCAACCUUUAAUCACUUUAAAAGAUCCGUGCUUGUGUAAAAAUUGUCCAUUAAAUCGAACAGUUACCAGUUUAAAUGGAUCGCAAUACAAUCUGAGUCUUAUAGGAACCGGUGUUUUUGAACACUGUGAGGCAAAUUUGCGCAACUUGAUUGCACCAAAGUAUGAAAUAAAUCCAGUUUGUCCGGUUAAAAACACAACAUGUCCUUUAAAACAGCUUUCAGAGACUAGAGUUUCUUUUGCUGAUUCAGAAUUUUUUGGUUUCUCCGAACUUUGGUAUUCGAUGGAAGACGUUCUAGGGGUUGGUGGCAAAUACAAUUAUUUUAAUUUCAAAAAAGCAGCAAUCGAUUAUUGUUCCACCGACUAUAUUCUUUUAAAAGAAAGAUUUUCCAAAAAUCUUUAUCCCAAUGCUGACUCAAAUCGUUUGUAUGACCAAUGUUUUAAAGCAGCAUGGAUAGCAACAUUACUCCAUGAUGGUUUUAAAAUGCCUAAAAGCUUUAAAAAUUAUCAAUCAGCUUUAUCAAUUAAUAAUAAUCAAGUUCAAUGGACUCUGGGUGCUCUUCUUUACCGUAUCGGAAUUAUGUCACCUUCUAAUGCAAAAGAGAUUCAAUCACAUCCUGCUGUUGUUCCUGAUUUAUCAACUUUCCACAAUUUAUUGUUCCUCUUUUGUAUGACUCUUGUCUUGGCUAUUAUUGUGAUCUACUUGAAACAUCUUAAUUACAUGAUAAAUACUUCUGGUAAACUGAGUGAAAUGUCAAUCAAAACCGAUCUUUUACGUAAGGUAAGACCUUCAGACACAAUUAUAUUGAUUGAUCGCAAUGAAUAGAUCAAUCAUGAUAAUUGACAAAAAAUAAAUGCAAAAAAUUAUCUAAAACGA